CGCCUGCGCUCUGCACCAUGCCGCUGCUCCGGCGCCGCAUCCGCUGCCACUCGUGCAACCAGCCGUCGCGCGACGCCGUGGCCCAGACGCCGCGCUCGUACCGCUGCCCGCAAUGCGACGCCGUCAGCUACUUCGACGAGCGCGGACUCAUUGCCGACCCGCCGGCUGAAGACACGGCCACGCCCGCCCUCCACUACGCAACCGCCAUGCCGCGCUCGUCGUCGCCCGUGCAGCCGCCCGAGCCCGACGCGCUCUUCUGCCGCGCGUGCCAGCGCAACCAGCUGCUGCUGACCAAGACGCUGGCCGAGUACCUGCCCGACGAGGACGACCCCGAGUACGCCGCCUUUGCCCAGUCGCUGGACGCCUACCGCUCCGAGCUGGAGGACCGCUACCCGCAGGUCUGCGCCGACUGUCUGCCGCGCGUGCAGGACCAGAUCCGCGCCGCCGGCUAUGCCGCCAAGGCAGACAACCUGCGCCGCAUCAUCGACCGCAGCCGCGAGCACAGCCGGACGGUGCACACGACUCGCCAGGCAUGGACCCUGCGCCUGAUUGCCCUGGCCCGCUGCCUCUACCUCGCGAGCGCUGGCGUGGGCCUGCUGUGGCACCUGCGUGCCCUGGCCGUAGACGGGCAUGUCGCGGACGCUCUCGUGGAUAGCAGCUGGCGGCCGUGUCUGGUCGACGCCGUCUCUGCGCGCGUCCACCCCUCCUGCGUCACGUCGCCCGCCGCCUGGCAGCUGCUGCAGGCCUCGCUGCUCGCCGACGCCGCCACCGUCUGGUGGAACCCGCGCCUGGCGAGCAAGACGAACAGCAUCACCGGCCGCAUGCGGGGCCUGAAGUCGCUGUGGGCCAUCCGCCUGCUCGUCCUCACCCUGCGCACCGCCUGCUUCGUCUACUGGACCCUCACACCUCUGCGCCCCGCGAACCUGGCCGUCUUCUACUACACCAAUCUCGCCCUCCUCGCUGCCAUCGUCCUCUCCCUCACCCUAACCUGGAAGACGGUCCGCAUCGUCUACACCCCCGUCGCCCUUCCCGAGGACACAUACAUCCCCAGCGCCCCCAACACCCCCCAGCGCCCCCGGUCCAGCUACAAGCCCGCCCACCCGCACAUCUCCACCUUCGACACCAUGGCCCAGGGCUUCACCUCCAGCUUCCAGGCCGACGCCGCCUCCGCCCUCCCACCCUCGCCCACCCUCACCGAAUCUUCCACUACUAGCCACUACACCGAAUUCACCACCCCCGCCCGCGCCUCCGUCCACCAAGACGACUCCAUGGACUGGACCCCCACCACGCGCCGCUUCGCCGCCGCCGCGCCCGCCAUCCUGCCCCCGCAGUUCUCCCGCAGCCCCGCGCCCGCCUCCCCCGCCCUCGCCCGCCGCGACCCGGUCUCGCUCUUCGCCAAAAAAGACCCCAACCCCUUCCGCCACAAGAUCCCGCCCGCCCCCAAGCCGCCCGCCCACGCUCGCGCCGACCCCUGGAAGCGCGCGCCCUGGCAGCCCACCCCGCGCCACGCCGUCACGCCCUUCUUCCGCUCCGAGCGCACCACGCGGAACGGCUACGUGUACGCCGACGCCGACGGCGGGCUGGAAGCCGACGGCAAAGGGCUCCAGGGCCUGGGCGUCCCGCGCACCGUCCGCCGCGACGCUGAGUUGUUCGCGAGUCCGAAGCUGAAAUACGACUACUACGGGACUAUGCGCGAUACGGGGCUCGAGGAUACGUUUAAUGGGCUGUUUUCGGGGUGAUGUCGUGGAUGUCGUGAUUAUCAUGAGGGGAGGGAGGGUUAGAUUGGCUUUGGCUUUGAGAUUACGGUUGGCGUUGAACAUUGAGCAUUGGCAUGGUGCUGCAGAGUAGAGCAGAGCAGAGCAGACCACAGCAUGAAGGGAAAAACGGCGAAAGGCGAAAGGCGUCACGGGAAACAGGACACGGUGCAUCACUUGAACACCAGCAUUGCGAGCGCUUGCUUCUUAAACUCGACACUAAACUUGAUAUUAAACUUGACCUUGACCUUGACAUUGACAUUGACCUUGACCUUGACAUUGACAUUGACCUUGACCUUGACCUUGA
This is a messenger RNA of Boeremia exigua, 2061 nucleotides long. Its product is annotated as Ima1 N-terminal domain-containing protein. Gene Ontology annotation, cellular component: microtubule organizing center attachment site; mitotic spindle pole body; nuclear inner membrane. Lineage: Eukaryota; Fungi; Ascomycota; Dothideomycetes; Pleosporales; Didymellaceae. The record is from RefSeq and is a predicted model, not a curated record. Gene Ontology annotation, biological process: nuclear inner membrane organization. The transcript has 3 exons. Bases 18 to 1739 code for a protein of 573 amino acids.